Molecule: messenger RNA, 2616 nt
Organism: Thermothielavioides terrestris NRRL 8126
Lineage: Eukaryota; Fungi; Ascomycota; Sordariomycetes; Sordariales; Chaetomiaceae
Exons: 2
Coding region: 1-2616 (871 amino acids)
Source: RefSeq, a predicted model, not a curated record
AUGGCCGACAUGGCCGACCCCUCCGACAUGGGGGGCUAUUCUGCUCGCCAAAACCGCAACGCGGAGGCGGCCGAGCCCACCGACAACUCGCGCGGCCAGUACCCGCGCGACCAGUUUCCUCAUCGCCCGGCUCACAACGCUGAGCCGACUUACCCAGUUGUGCGCCCACCCGACUACAACGGCCACAACUUCGGAUCGGCUCAUCCCAGCAUGCAGCCGCAUCGCCAGCAAACCCCGCGAGGGUUUGUACACAUCGACCUUACCGAAGACCGCGCCGAGUCGCCGACGGAUGUCAUCAUGGCAAGGCGCCCUCCAGCUGGUCCCUCUGCUCUUGACAGCAGCCAACACCAGACCGAUUCCGCGUCCAGCCGGCAUGGAUCUACCUCCGGCACCACCUCCCCUCACGACAUCACGCCCCAUCCGCCCGUGAGCACUGCUUCCGGCCCUGUGCCCACCUCGUCGGCUGUACCGUACGGCCCUGCACCCAGCUCGUCGGCUGUACCGAAUGGCCCUGAACCCAGCUUGUCGGCUGUACCGAAUGGCCCUGAACCCAGCUUGUCGGCUGUACCGUACGGCCCUACACCUAGCUCGUCGGCUCCACCGUCCGGCCCUUUGCGGUUGGACCUUGUGCCUAUCUCAGUUGGCCAGCACUUGCAUAUGCAGCCUCAGCCUGCAGCCGCCCUGUCUGUGCCGACCUUGAUUACUCCCACGCCCAAUGCGGCCCCCCCGAACCUCUGGGGGUUGGAUCAUGCGCUGAUCUCGAGCGCGGUCCCUCGCCGCUUUGCGACCCUGCAAGAUUUGGCCGCAGCGAUCGACAUCUCGCAACCGAGAAAAUGUGCCUACAUGAACGAUUGCACCCUGUUCCAGGGCGUGCCCGUUGACCGCAUCCCCUGGCGCAAGAGCCUCUCGCACUUUUUCGGCCGCAACAAGGUCUGCACCCGGUGCGUCCCCGACCAUGUCUGGAUCUGGUGGUGCCGCAAACACUAUCAGCGUUCUCGCUACCGCGACGCCCACGGGUACGCCUGCAGACUGAUCUUGAGCCUCGAGGCCCAGGUCCUUCGUAUUCAGGCCUGGAGCAACGAAAAUCAGCGCAUGGGCGUCCCGGAGAACGGUGUCGUCGUGGAUUGGACCCUGGCUGUGCGCCGUCGUGAACUGAAGCGCGGGGAGCGCGAGCAGAGCGAAACGCCCGAGCCCGACGAUGAUGAACUUCCUGGCAGCGGUUCUCAUGUGCCACAGUGGCUGCGGGACAUGUGUGGCCCGCGCAAGACUACUGCUGAGAUCCAAGAGAUCAUCGUUCUCAUUCGCGACGACAUCCUACGCCGUAAUCUUAACCAGGUUCCGGAUGUGGAGUUUUUGCCGCGCAUUGAGGGCGAGAGGGCGAAGCCUCCUCCCAAGCCAAAGACCGGCGACGCUAAGGCGAAGAGGGAGAUGAAGGAGGCGAAGGACGAGAAGGACACAAAGGAGACAAAGGGCCCACUCAAACGCGCCCUGACAACCGAUGAGGAAGAUAAAGACGAGGAGGAUGACUCCUCUCCUCGCAAGCGCCAUCGGUUCAGCCAUGGGGAGUCUGGCUACCCUGUGCCUUCAUACCGACCUGAGACGCCUGCUCUGCCUAGUCCCUACGUCUCUCAGCCGGUUCCUCGCCCAGAGCCUGGCAGGUCCCUCUUUACCGGCGGUUCCAACUAUCUUCCCCCCCGGGCUAAUGGCCCGCAUAUGCGCUCCUUUUCCGACGACCGGGGUACCCGCUGGGCUUACCAGCCGGCCCCGCCGGUUCCGCCGGCUUUCUCCCAAGGCUAUAGCAGCUACAGCUCGCUCCAGCAACCCGUGAACACGUACAACAGCAGCAACCAGGGUGUGAACAACCGUUCUUACUAUGCUGGCAACAACACGGCCUACGAGCAGCUUCACGACCCGGUCACGGAUGACAUCUACAGCGCACCCGACCGCCCGAGCAUGUGGCAGCAGCCGCCGGGUCCUCCUCAGCACCGCGCGACUAGCUACUCCGAGAAUCCGUACUACGCCCUCCCGCAGAGCGGACCCCCUCCCGCCGGCACUGUUAAGCACCGGCCGUCGGCGAGUGCGCCCACCACUCUGCACCGCAUCCCCGAGGGCAGCAGCAGCGAUGGUCUGCAGAACUACCGCUAUGGCGGACCCCAGCCGCAGGCGACUGGCUACUACGGCCACUACAACACCCCACAGCAACAGCCGCAGCAGCAACUGACUGUGGGUGCUGGAGCCCCUGGCAGCAGCGGCAGCUUCGCAUCGGCUGCGCCGACUUUUGAUACGCGUUAUCAACCCACCUAUGAGCCGAUUCCUCCCCGUCCCAUGGAGUACGAGCCACCGAUUCCUCCCCGUCCCAUGGAGUACGAGCCGCCGAUUCCUCCCCGUCCUGUGGAGUCAUAUCCGCGCCCUGCCGAGCGCACUGCGCCUGUGGGCUUCCCGUCUCCGUCGCUGGGCGGCUAUGGUACCUACGCCAGUGGCGGCCAGCGUGGUCCGGCUCACGGUAGCCAGGAUCAAGGCCCUCAGGGUCACGGCAGCCAGGAUUAUGGCACCCAGGGUCACGGCGCCGCUGGGCCCUCCGGUGGCUAUACCUCCCCUUCCGAUCAUCGCCGCUAG